AGGACAGCCAGGGUGAUGCAGUCACCCCCACUCAUUGAGAUGGUGUGCUCCCGGCGGGGUAGUUCUGUCCUGCUGCGCCCCGGCGGACGCUCUAGCCAACAUCUCCGCUGUAAGCCCGAGAUGCUGCUACCUUCGCCCGUGCUCCGCUGGGCCAUGCUGGCCCGCCCUUGGAGGGGAGCCAGGCUGCGGUGGAAGCACACCUCCUCCCUGAAGGUAGCCAACGAGCCCAUCUUAGCUUUCACACAGGGCAGCCCUGAGCGAGACGCACUACAGAAGGCCUUGAAGGACUUGAAGGGCAGGACGGAAGCCAUCCCAUGUGUGGUGGGGGAUGAGGAGGUGUGGACGUCAGAUGUGCGGUACCAGGUGUCGCCCUUUAACCAUGGACAUAAGGUGGCCAAGUUCUGUUACGCAGACAAGGGCCUGCUCAACAAAGCCAUUGAGGCUGCCUUGGCCGCCAGGAAAGAGUGGGACCUGAAGCCUGUUGCAGACCGAGCCCAGAUCUUCCUGAAGGCAGCGGAUAUGCUAAGUGGGCCACGCAGGGCCGAGGUCCUUGCCAAGACCAUGGUGGGACAGGGCAAGACGGUGAUCCAAGCAGAGAUCGAUGCAGCUGCUGAGCUCAUCGACUUCUUCCGAUUCAACGCCAAGUUUGCUGUGGAGCUGGAGGGGGAGCAGCCCAUCAGCGUGCCGCCCAGCACCAAUAGCGUGGUGUACCGGGGGCUGGAGGGCUUCGUGGCAGCCAUCUCCCCCUUUAACUUCACUGCAAUUGGCGGCAACCUGGCGGGGGCGCCAGCCCUGAUGGGCAACGUGGUCCUGUGGAAGCCCAGUGACACCGCCAUGCUGGCCAGCUAUGCUGUCUACCGCAUCCUCCGGGAGGCCGGCCUGCCCCCCAACAUCAUCCAGUUUGUGCCAGCUGACGGGCCCGCAUUUGGGGAUACCAUCACAAGCUCAGAGCACCUCUGUGGCAUCAACUUCACAGGCAGCGUGCCCACCUUCAAACACCUGUGGAAGCAGGUGGCCCAGAACCUGGACCGGUUCCGCACCUUCCCACGCCUGGCUGGAGAAUGUGGUGGAAAGAACUUCCACUUUGUGCACCGCUCGGCUGAUGUGGACAGUGUGGUGAGCGGGACCCUGCGCUCGGCCUUUGAGUACGGGGGCCAGAAGUGUUCCGCCUGCUCACGCCUCUACGUGCCUCAGUCGCUGUGGCCGCAGAUCAAAGGGCGGCUGCUGGAGGAGCACAGCCGGAUCAAAGUGGGCGAUCCUGCAGAGGAUUUUGGGACCUUCUUCUCGGCAGUGAUUGAUGCCAAGUCCUUCAGUCGCAUCAAGAAGUGGCUGGAGCACGCUCGCUCCUCACCCAGCCUCAGCGUCCUGGCCGGGGGCAAGUGUGACGACUCUUUGGGCUACUUUGUGGAGCCCUGCAUCGUGGAGAGCAAGGACCCACAGGAGCCCAUCAUGAAGGAGGAGAUCUUCGGGCCGGUGCUAACUGUGUACGUCUACCCGGACAACAAGUACAAGGAGACGCUCCAGCUGGUUGACAGCACCACCAGCUACGGCCUCACGGGGGCAGUGUUCGCCCAGGAUAAGGAGGUCAUCCAGGAGGCCACAAAGAUGCUAAGGAAUGCUGCCGGCAACUUCUACAUCAAUGACAAGUCCACCGGCUCCGUGGUGGGCCAGCAGCCCUUUGGGGGAGCCCGAGCCUCUGGAACCAACGACAAGCCAGGGGGCCCCCACUACAUCCUGCGCUGGACGUCACCCCAGGUCAUCAAGGAGACCCACAAGCCCCUGGGGGACUGGCGCUACUCAUACAUGCAGUGAGCCCCGCCGUGCCUCCAUUGUCCACCUGUCUGCCCAUCCAGAUGACUGACCUCACUGCACUGCCCCCCGCCCAGCCCCUCCACCCCAUUCCUUGUGGAUGGCUCCCUUUCUAGAGCCAGACACCCCCUCCCCACCACUACCCUGUGUUCUGGCCUCUGCCGUGCCUUGGUAUCAGGUGCCUGGGUGCUGGUUUGAGAUCACAUUGGGGAGGAACAAGCUACUUCCCCUUAUCCUGUCAGUCAGUUCCACUUGGGAGGAGCUCAGGGCCUGGAAGUUUCUCCCUCUCUCCUCCCCUGGGGCCCUGGGGCCCAGGGGCCCAGGGACCUGGGAAUGGACAUCAAGUAGCUGUUGGGAUCCUUUGCAUAAAGGAGGCUACUCUGGGUCCCUCGGCAAACCUCACCACUCAUGGAGGCUCCUGGCCUUGGGCCCAGCUCCUCCAGGUGUCCAGGGUAAAGUGUGACCAGGGGUGGCCUACAGGGCACAGGGGGCACCAGCUGGCCUUGUCCUCCUUUUGUGCGGGCUGCCCACCUUUCUCACCACAUCUUUGUCCAGACCCACUGGGGUCAGUGGGUAUCUGUACCUGUGUCCACCCACCUGCCUUAGACACCUGUAUGCCUUUCUCCAGGGGCCUACGUUCGCCUGAGGCCCACAUGAUUCCUGGCCUGCUCCAUGUGCUGGAGGUCACCUGUUAUGGUGUGGGAUGUGCUGGUCCCUCCUGUUUGGGCUGUGAUUUUGUAAAGCCUUGGGUGGGCCUUCGUCCUGUCUCAGCUUUCCUUAGCCCCUCUGGUCCUACCUCUAGAGACCUCCACUCUCAGGGCUGGUCUUGGGGCCUGAGAUUUCCCUACAGGAGCUCAGGCAGAUGUCACCCCCUCCCUUCUCCUAGCCCCUUACACCUGACCUUGGGAUUCCUUCAGCCUGGGUCGAGGGUGUUGACUAUAGAACCUUCCCUGCUUAGCGUGUCAGUGGCUCUAUGAGGACUGGCCCCUCAGUGGCCUGUUUUUUGUUAUGGCCACAGUGUCCCCUGCAGAUUCCUUCUUGUCGGAUUCUGGGUGGUCAGGGGUCCAUCCUGACUUUCAAGGGUGGCUUUUAGGGGACUGUGAAAGUGCUAAGAAAGUAAGUGUUCCUCAAGGACAGCUGCACGGGGCCCCCAUGGAGCUGGUGUGGCUGUCCCCAAGUGCCACUGUUUCACACCACGGCCUGUGGUUGGGAUGGAUGCCUUUGCCACCUCGGCCACAUGUGGGUUCUGCUGUCAUUCUUUCCUGGUUCUGCACUGUGAGCUGGCAGUAGGAGUCACCCUGAUGUCACCCAAUAAAGUGCCUGUUACUUAAAGCA
Molecule: messenger RNA, 3144 nt
Organism: Otolemur garnettii (small-eared galago)
Lineage: Eukaryota; Metazoa; Chordata; Mammalia; Primates; Galagidae
Gene: ALDH4A1
Product: aldehyde dehydrogenase 4 family member A1
Exons: 15
Coding region: 16-1812 (598 amino acids)
Molecular function (GO): L-glutamate gamma-semialdehyde dehydrogenase (NAD+) activity
Source: RefSeq, a predicted model, not a curated record